Molecule: messenger RNA, 1690 nt
Organism: Ilex paraguariensis (yerba mate)
Lineage: Eukaryota; Viridiplantae; Streptophyta; Magnoliopsida; Aquifoliales; Aquifoliaceae
Source: the annotation of a GenBank genome assembly
AUUUUACAGCCAGCCGGUGCUCCUUGGGCUAGCUGGGUAGGUGGGCGCGCGUGUCAAUAUAUACACAUCCUCCCAGAACCAACCAACCAACCUCCCAACCUCAAGCUUAGUUUUCUUGUGGCUUCUUCUGGGUCUCUUUCAUCGGUGAAAAAAGGUGAAAGGAAAUGGCACGCAAGAAGAUCAGAGAGUAUGAUUCCAAGAGAUUGUUGAAGGAGCACUUCAAGAGGCUCUCUGGAACCGAAUUGGCCAUUAAAUCUGCUCAAGUAACUGAAUCAACAGAUUUCAAUGAGCUAGUUGAAAAGGAACCUUGGCUCUCCUCUUCGAAACUUGUUGUGAAACCUGAUAUGCUAUUUGGGAAGAGAGGAAAAAGUGGACUUGUUGCCUUAAAUCUAGAUUUGGCUCAAGUUGCCGGCUUUGUGAAAGAACGACUCGGCAAAGAGGUUGAGAUGGGGGGAUGCAAAGGACCCAUUACAACUUUCAUUGUUGAACCAUUUAUACCACACAAUGAAGAGUUUUACCUCAAUAUUGUUUCUGAGCGGCUUGGGUGUAGCAUAAGCUUUUCAGAAUGUGGAGGAAUUGAAAUUGAAGAAAAUUGGGACAAGGUUAAGACUAUAUAUGUCCCAACAGGAGUGUCUUUCACAUCAGAGACAUGUGCUCCUCUUGUCGCAACCCUUCCCUUGGAGAUCAAAGGUGUAAUUGAGGAGUUUAUCAAAGUGAUCUAUGCUCUAUUUAUAGAUCUGGACUUCACAUUCCUUGAGAUGAAUCCUUUCACAUUGGUCGAUGGGAAGCCUUAUCCUUUGGAUAUGAGGGGAGAGCUUGAUGACACUGCUGCUUUCAAGAACUUCAAAAAGUGGGGAAAUGUUGAAUUUCCGCUGCCUUUUGGAAGAGUUAUGAGUUCUACAGAAAGCUUUAUUCAUGGGCUAGAUGAAAAGACAAGUGCAUCUUUGAAGUUCACAGUUCUGAACCCAAAGGGAAGAAUUUGGACUAUGGUGGCUGGAGGAGGAGCCAGUGUUAUUUAUGCAGAUACAGUUGGUGAUCUUGGCUAUGCUUCUGAGCUCGGGAACUACGCAGAAUACAGUGGAGCUCCGAAUGAAGAGGAGGUCUUGCAGUAUGCUAGAGUUGUAAUUGAUUGUGCAACUUCAGAUCCUGAUGGUCGUAAGAGAGCCCUUGUCAUAGGAGGUGGGAUAGCUAACUUCACCGAUGUUGCUGCUACAUUCAAUGGCAUUAUUCGUGCUCUGAAGGAGAAAGAGUCGAAGCUUAAAGCCGCAAGAAUGCACUUGUAUGUUAGGAGAGGUGGUCCAAAUUACCAAAGGGGUCUUGCAAAAAUGCGGACACUUGGAGAGGAAAUUGGCAUUCCUAUUGAGGUCUAUGGACCUGAGGAGACUAUGACUGGCAUAUGCAAAGAGGCAAUUGAAUGCAUCACUGCAGCUGCUUAAACCUAGCAUAUCUGCUUAUCUAUCCCGUCGUCUUCUUUCUGUUUUAGUAUGGUGAUUCACCCAAAAUGUUGGGAAUUCUAGUUGUAAACUUUUACUUUCAUAUGAGUGAACCAGUGAUAAUUGUUCCUACAAAUCAAGCUGUAACUGUACUUGUCUCAUGGACCCAUAAUAAAGAGCUCAAGUUUUUGUUAUCAAUAUCUAUCUUCUACCAUGGGCCACAACUGUACCCAAAGUAAUCAACUAAUCAAGUUACC